Molecule: messenger RNA, 2373 nt
Organism: Spinacia oleracea (spinach)
Lineage: Eukaryota; Viridiplantae; Streptophyta; Magnoliopsida; Caryophyllales; Amaranthaceae
Exons: 9
Coding region: 402-1517 (371 amino acids)
Source: RefSeq, a predicted model, not a curated record
AAAAAAUCGAAAACAGAAAACUUAUCGUGAUACUGAACGAGAUAAUGAUGCAUUUUCGGGUAAUGUUAUAAUUUUGAACUUCAUUCAGCAAAUCCACUUCAUAGAAUCAAAAGCCUAAUCCAGAUUAACAAGAGGUCGGAGGCCCUCUGAGUCUCUGACUCCCAAUCCCGGAAUCCGUUGGAAGUGCGUUUCAGUCCAUUGCUGAAGCCGCAUACUGGUUAGCGUCCUCUGGUUGCUACUAAUUGUAAAAAUGAUCGCUUGAGUUCCUACUUCUGGAAUCCGGAAUGGUGUAUACCCAGCUUUCCCACUUGAUUGUUAAAUUUCAACCAAGUUUUUAGAAAUCGGGAUACGAAUAAAUUGCAAUAAUUUUGCUGACUUCGAACUUGAGAACGGUAGGGAACAUGGAGAGUGAAGGAGACAAGAAUUGGAGUGAGAAAGUGGAAGAUUUAGUAGAAUCUGGAGAAACAAAUGCUGCAAUCUCUCUCCUUGAAUCCCUAAUUUUGAAACUCGAGACUGUUAAUUCAUCAAAUUCACUGCCCCAAUUAGCCUCUGCACUCCUUGAAUUGGCCAAGCUUUACUCCUCCAAAGGCCUCUCUCUCAAAUCCGAUGAUGCUCGAUCCCGUUCUUCCGCCAUCAACCUCCGCGUUAUCUCUCCUUCUUCUAGUUCAGCUGUUGAAACUUCCACAACAGAAGUAGAAUCUAGUGUUUCUACUAGUAAUAACGUGCCUGGAAGUAGUUCAACCAGAGAUGCAGGGGAUACUGACUUGUGUACAAAAUCUUCAAUGGACAAUGUAUCUCUCCAGGAAUCUUCAGAUGAUGACUGGGAAGCCGCAGCAGAUCGUGCGCCAGAUGAGUUGCUCUCUCCACAAUGCUUGCCAGACGUAUCAAAGCUUACAUUGUAUGACACAGAAGUGAAGAAAGAGGUCCCAAACAGACGUGGGAGGGGAACCUUCACAUAUAAUAAACAAGGAAUGUACAGUGAUGAGAAAAUUCAUGACUCUAUUGCCUGUGAUACAUCAUCAGAGAUAGUUCAUGAGACAUCUGAGAAAAUUUCGGAAGCCAAAAAUUCUGUAUAUGGUACACGUCAUGCCCUUGUCUUGGAUGGGUUUCACACGAGUACUACAACAACAGAUUUGGAGAGACUUUUUGAAGAUUUCAGAGACCGUGGAUUUUCAAUCCGUUGGAUUAAUGAUACACUUGCACUGGUAGUAUUUCGAACUCCAUCAAUUGCUCUUGAGGCCUGUAAUAGUGUUCGUUGUUCUUUCAAAGUUCGUGUGCUUGAGGAAGGUGACCCCAUGAUGAGCUCCAUUUCAAUCAAAGACUUGGAUCCACCUCGGCAAAGACCAAAAACAUCAGCUCGAACCGCUCAGAGGCUCAUUGCUCAAGAAUUGGGUGUAAAGUUGCCAUCAACCUUUGGGUCUAAAGAGUUGAGGAAGCAAGAAGAUGCUAGAAGAAACCGCAUAGUAGCGAGGCAAAAUUUGAGAGAUGAAGCUUGGGGCCCUGAUGAUAUAAAGUAAAAUGGGGUAAUUGAACGAAUACUUUGCAUGCCAAGUUGUUGUCCUAUGAAUAUUGAUCCCCCUUAUUUUCUAUCUAAGUAUUAGUUAUGAUAUUCCGUAUUAUUGCAUGCAUCCAAAAGGAAAAAGGUCACUAUUGUGUAGGGCUUGCUCCUAGAGCUUGGGUUGUGUAAUGUUACCGUAAAAGAAUGAGGCUAGUCGACCGGCUUUUUAUAGGAAGAGUUGAUGACUAUCUAUGGUGAAAUUGGCUUGUAUAAUGUUACUACAAAAUAUUGGAGGAAUCAGGGAGGAUUAUGAAAGAAAAGGUAGAUUUGUGUAAAAUGUGGAGAGUGUCAGCUAGUUAUCCAGUUACAAGAUUUAGUUACAGGAUAUGGUAAUCCUAACAGAAUGGGUGUCUACAUGAUAAUGUUUUUUUAAAGAAAGAUUAUGCAUACUUGCAGCUGAGGAAGAAUGAGCAACUGAGCAUUAUUUCCAACAUGCUUCCUUCCUCAGCUGAGCAUCGACACUCUGGUGAAUACUGGAGCAAUUGAAGCUUUGGUUACUGAAUUUUAGCUGAGGAAGCAUGUUGGAAACAUGUGGCACAACUGUAUAUUAAAGCAUGUACAUUGAUUGGGUCUUCAGAAGAGUUUUUGGAGGGCUCUCCACUCUCUCUACCACUAUCUCUCUUCAAAACUUUCUCAAGAACUCAAUCCUGAAAACACCCAACAUUGGUUGGUUUCUCAAAUGAGCUCUCCAAUAUUUUUUUUACCAUUUGGUGGUCCCAUGUCAUAUUCUUGAAUUGUAAAUAUUAAAUGUUAAAAAGUCUUCACUUAUCCAUAAUUAAUUGUUUUUUACCCAAUGUUACUAUUCAUUUUUCAAA